AUGGACGUAUUGGAACUUCCUCGUCCCGUAAUUAAUUUUCUUCGUACAAUGGCUAAAGAAAGUUGUCGUUAUGUCUUAUCAUGGGAUAUAUUUGGUGGUCCUGAUAGUGUUACUCUAACUCUAACAUGGAAAUUAAUUCCGGAUGAACAACCUUUAACCGUUGAAGAAUUAAAAAUGCUUUCAACACCGGCACAACCAUCUCCCACGAGUCAAACAGUGACACAAUCCUUGUUUAACCCCACAACAACAUCUCGAACACCAUCUACUCGUCCGUUGCAAUCGCCGCAUAUCAUUGGCGAUAGUACUCAUAUGUUUGAUAGAUAUGUGAGUGAUGACCAGCCUGUUUACUCCAUGUCUCCACACAGGACUAAAAAAAUAAUAGGUGGUAACGAACAGCAACAACAACAAAUAAAACGAUCAUCAUCUCCUACUUACGGAUUUUUGUCAAAAAAUUCAUCAUCAAGACGUUCAAGAAAAGAUGAAUUACUUCCAACUACCACAACGAACGCUAUACGAACAGUAAAUGCUUGUAUAAGCACAGACACUGCAACUAAUAAUAAUAAUAAUAAUAAUAAUAAUAAUAAUCGUCCGAUAUUCCGUGCAUUACGAGGGAAAAGUCUUGAAACGGUACCACAGAGACAGAAACAUAAUAUAGUAAAUGAUUUAGGAAUCGAAGCUGAUAUUGAAAAAACAAUCAUUCCCAGUCCAACGUCUCGCACAUAUCCAAAAAUUGUUCCAUAUGAAACAGUCACAUCGCGAAGUUUAGAACGGAAUACGAGCACGUUUAAAGAUAAUAAUAAUAGUAAAGAACGUGAAAUACCUAUCGAUCGAAUUAAUCGACGAAAACACAAUGAAUUGGCAACAAAAUUACAAUUGUACAAUAAUACUGAACAACUCCAACGAACGAAUCUGAAUAAGACAAACUCAGCCGUUGUCAAAUGUGCAACAAUUUCAUCGCUUUCUAGUUCGUCAUCUUCACCACCAACCGAAACCGUUGUAACUCUUCCUCCUCCACCGCCAGCUAGUUUAGCCUAUAGAAAUCGAAAACCAAAUUCUCACAAUCAUUCAUCAUCCAUCUCAUCUAUGACGCCAAUUACAGCACCAGUAGCUAUGGGCACAAGUUCACUACUUGAUUCACCUCGUACAAAAUGUACAAAUUAUCAAAACUAUAGUUCAACGGUCGUCUCACGUACAACACCAUCGGAAAAUAUUCUUUAUGGAUCGGUGCAUCAGCAAAACAAAACACCACUUACAGAUAGUACGGAAACAAUUGAUCCAUGGGUAAAACGUUUUGAAUGUUCAUUAGAAGAAGAGAUAACUGAUGACAGAGGGAUAGAGGGAGAGAGUAUUGAAAAUAGUGAUAAAUAUGGAACAGUUAAUAGUAAAGUGAAAUUUAAAAAUAAGCCAGAUUACAUUUAG
This is a messenger RNA of Didymodactylos carnosus, 1419 nucleotides long. NCBI's taxonomy places the organism in Eukaryota, Metazoa, Rotifera, Eurotatoria, Philodinida, Philodinidae. The record is from the annotation of a GenBank genome assembly.